CUUCCCGGAGACCUGAGAGACCGGAUGGCUUCCAUAGGAGCCAACUCGAGUCCAAUAUUUUGGGAAGAUAUUUUUAGAUACGAAGACAAUGAAGAAUUGAAUCACGUAGAAUGGAAAGAAUUGGAUAUGGAGAUAUGGAGGCUUGUCCGCCUACAACUAGACAGAGAUUCGAUCACUUCUAAUUGUUUUGACCAUUGGCGAGAUCGUGACGAAACACUUAACCGACAACCGGGUGGGAAACGAAAAACAACAAGGUGCAAACCUCACAACUUGGUUCGAACGGAACUAAACGAUUUUGAGACUGAAGACCACAUAGUCGGGCCCAGAUAUUGCGUGGUGGCAGAAAUCCCGUCUACGAUUAUGGUGGAUGAUGAUGUGACAGUUGUUCGGAACCUAUCCGGAUGUCACCUGAAGCGUGCAGCUGGCCAGAGUGUUGCAGAUACCAGUGAGGCGGUGGACGGUGACCCUAACUAUGCGAAGAAGGUGAUGGUCCUCGGUGCAAACGCACCGAAUGGGACUGCUGGUCAGGUUAACUGGUCGAGCACGGACCUCACAUCCGACCACAACCAGUCAUCUCAGAAAUCUACUGAAACCUCCCCGUCUGUAACUGCCACCUCCACGGUCGAUGGAGGUUUGAUCAACCCCAGUCCGUUCCUUACUGCUAACACUGUCAUGACUAGCCAUCCGGUUAGUACUACGGCAAAGCAUAUGAUGCAACACGACAAGCCGGCAUCAACCAGUCCAACGACCAGUCCGAGGCGUCUGCACGUUUCUAACAUACCAUUCCGAUUCCGUGAAGCUGAUUUGCGUUCUUUACUUGGGCCAUACGGGACCAUAUUGGAUGUGGAGAUCAUUUUCAAUGAACGUGGUUCCAAGGGUUUUGGCUUUGUGACAUUCGCGAACGCGGAGGACGCCGAACGGGCGCGGGAAAAUUUGAAUGGGCGUGUCGUCAUGGGGAGAAAGAUUGAGGUAAACCAUGCUACGACGCGAGUGUUAACGAAGAAACGAUCUGAUGGCCAGAAUGCUUUGAAAGGUUCCGCAUUUCCAAACACUUCUUCCAACAUUUCGAACCCAGUCUAUCAACACCUGAUGACUCAGGCUGCAGCAAGGUUGAAAGGGCCAGGACCGGCUACAGCAACUGCUGCAGUAGCUGCCGCCGCUGCCGCGGUAGCCAUGUCCAACAACCGCUUCCUCGCCAGUUCUCUUGGUGCAGCAGCCCUCCCCAGUCCACUUCCUUCUUUACUGGUUAGGGCAAACAACUCAGCUGCAACUUUGGGUAAUUUCUUUCCCAUAUCAAAUCAAUCCCAAAACCAUACUCCUUAUUUGGUGUCUCCUACACAACAAGAACAACGACUUGCGUUGAAUUCCUCGUCCAACCAGCAAACACAGGCACUGUUAGCAGCGGCAAUGUUGGAAACUUUGAAUCAGAUGCCUGUGGCCAACACCAGUAACCAGCUUCUGCGUCAUCCAUUGGCUGGAUCACCCUAUAUCGUCGACCCGUUUCUGUCGGCUUCCACGGGACAAACGAAUAGUCUUCCAACGAAUACAGCCCCCGGAAUGAACUUUUUCAACACAGCAACACUGCAGCCCAACGUACUGGGAACCGAAUCUCUACUUAGCCCGCAAAUCAAAUCUUGCAACUUGCUAAAUUCUUCGCUUACAGGGACGAAUGCAGCUCUACCGUCUGUCCCAAACGCGACAAAUCCUCUCCUAACGGCCAUGAGACCAAGUCUGUCUUCCAACCUCAGCAUGCCAUUCGUUAGCGGUUUGGCCGGUUCCGCGCUUAACAGUCCCAGCACUGGGAUGCAGGGAAACGAUCUGUCUGGCUUUGAUUCCAGGCUUUGGCUUUCAGCCCUUGGCAGUCAGAGUGGGGUCACAAGUUCUCUUUUGCAGUUGUGCCAACAGCAACAACAACAAAAACAACCGACAACUAUGCUGAGAGAUGCCAUGAAACCUAUUGGAUGUGACAACAAUCUAAAUCUUGCAGCGUUAUAUCGACCCCAAACUUCUACAGCCGCUUCAGAUGGCUAUCCAACGUCUACUGGCCCGGGUCCGGUAAAGCCCUCAGGAGCCGGUGACGAUGCAACAUCCACUGGAGUAACUUACUGUUCGGACUUGAUGACAACACAGCACACAGAUUCCCUAACUACCGCCGUUCCGGCCCCACCAACUAAGACCGGCUUCGGUGCUACGGCUGACCAAACUUAUAAUCCCCAAGUUGGUGUUAGCCUUUCGAUGCCUUCUGUGAUAACAUCUCUUGGAAUGCGAUUGAAUUCCGUUUCCGGGGGCUCAUAUCCUGGCGCUACCUAUUCCUUCAAUCUAACUUCACCACUCAUCAACGACAGCCAGACGCUAUCCGCCCUACUGGCGGGGACACAGACAACUCAGCCGGCCAUCUUGCAAUCUGGGCUUCCUUCGUCGGAAUCUUUCGGCGCUCUUUGGCCUCCUGGAUCUGGUUCGCCCAAUCUUGGCAACUUGAGCCAAAAUCUAAACACAGCUUUUGCCUGUCCCCUUCUACUGAACAAUUCUUCCAGUUUGCUAAGGUCCACUCAUCCCACACUACCUCGAUUUUGAACCAAUUGUGACAAGUCAUUCUGUCAAUACCGGGUCAAACCUAGGCUACUCCAAAGAAAGCUAUGGAAGACUGUUUUCCAAACAAGCUGCGCCACAAUUUAAAAACAUGGCUGUACUUCUACUUUCGUUGUCCUCAUCGUCGUUCUCUUUCCGUUUCUUCCCACUUUUUUUCAGUAUCACUUUAGUUGAAUUCUUGUUCGUGCCAUGACUAUUUUGACCAGAAAAAUACGCAGUCAGAAAGCAUGGAUGAUUCAUUUUGAUUUUGCGGGAUGAAUUGCUAAGCAUUCGUUCACUUGUUUUGUGUUUCGAAUCUUCUCUGCUAUGAAGUAAAUGCUGUUUUG
Messenger RNA from Opisthorchis viverrini, 2915 nucleotides. RefSeq lists its product as hypothetical. Gene Ontology annotation, cellular component: nucleus; cytoplasm. Bases 25 to 2574 code for a protein of 849 amino acids. NCBI's taxonomy places the organism in Eukaryota, Metazoa, Platyhelminthes, Trematoda, Opisthorchiida, Opisthorchiidae. Gene Ontology annotation, molecular function: mRNA binding. Gene Ontology annotation, biological process: nervous system development; regulation of alternative mRNA splicing, via spliceosome. The transcript has 11 exons. The record is from RefSeq and is a predicted model, not a curated record.